Messenger RNA from Carassius carassius (crucian carp), 3805 nucleotides. RefSeq names its product TBC1 domain family member 14-like. The record is from RefSeq and is a predicted model, not a curated record. Bases 535 to 1932 code for a protein of 465 amino acids. Lineage: Eukaryota; Metazoa; Chordata; Actinopteri; Cypriniformes; Cyprinidae. The transcript has 15 exons.
UCCUACGGUUUCAUCUCUUGGAUUAAAACUAGCAAUAAACCGUAUCAACGCACAAAACAAACUUCACACCCUGUGUACACACGACAAGACAAAACUAUAAUAAAUCGGUGAAGAAUACAGUAUGAGACUGUGGGCAGCUGCGUCGACGGGGAGUGUUGUAUUUUGAUCGCGUCGCUCAGUGUGUAACGUUACAGUAUGUACAGGGCGCUGGAGGUCACUUCCUGAUUUACUGACUGCCGACAAUACGUCCUAACUAUUUCAAAACGCUCUGCCUCUGUUUAAAUGACAACGGUUUGCGUGCCUGAAAAGCGACGUUACCCACAAAGGUGAAAGUAGCGAUAGUUUUUGACUUUAUUUGAUGCAGACCAGCACUUCAUUCAGUCGUAGCACAGGUGGAUUGAUCGCUUCGCAUGUUUUCCUGCCACAUUUAUACUGAGGAUGUUUUAAAAUGGCGGUUGCAGCGUCACAACAGGGUCUGGAGUAAAGGCGAGGAGGUGAUGGACGCACACACAUCCCUCCACCUGCAGCAGGAACAUGGCAGAAGCAGAAGAGCUCACGUCCGGGGAAAGCAACACAAAGGGUCAAAGCAUUGAUGAUUCCCAGGUCUCAUCGUUCAGCAAAUCUUCACACAAGCAGUGUUUGCCUCUCACCCAAAACCAUGUCAACCUUCACAUGCCCUCAGACUCUCAGCUGCCGCAUGUCUCCCUCAGCUUCAAAUCAAUCCCUCCCUUCAAUAGCACAUGUGAUGAGGAUCGCAGCAGCUUGGCCUCUCAGGACUCUGGAAUCCCCACCCUUGAGAUUAACCCGCCUGAGCACAUUCAUGCUCGAGUCACCACUGUUCCACCUCCACAUGAUGAUAAUCCAGCAACACUAAACUUGGAUGUUUCAGAUAACUCCACACUCAAGUCUUCCACCUUCCCACGUUGUGACUUUGAUUUGGUCCGCCUUUAUGGUGCAAGUGGGCUCUCGAGUGCGGCAGGCAAGGGAACUUUGAACCGCAGUGAUGAAAUUUCAGUGUGCAGUGUUUCCAGUUUAAGUACUGAGUUUUCUGCCACAUUGUCAGUCAGUAAUGAGGACUUCCAAGACUUUAUGGUUACAUCCGAAUCCAGCGCCGUUGUUACAUUUGAGAAUGAAGAUGUCUUGCACCGUUGUGACAAUUCACUCUCAUCUCCUACUGACCUACACGGCAAGCUGAGCAGCCCACAACGGCAACCUGUGGGGGCCUCUACACCACAUGAGGCUAGACCCAAGAGACUGGGUCCACUUGCCAGCUUCUUCCACAAGAGUCUUUUUACUAAGACAAUGAAGGAAACGGGUGCACUGGAAGAACAGAGAGAGCCUGGCUGGAAGCUGUUUGGUAAAGUUCCACACAAAGAACUUUCAUCCAAAGACUCCAGGAAAAUACAAAAGGAAUAUGAAGGAAGGAGUGGACAAUCUAGCAGUUCCAUAUCUCCCAAGAAGAAUGUAAGAAGGAACCUGGACUUUGAGCCACUUUCAACCACAGCCCUUAUACUGGAGAACCGUCCAGCGAAUCUUCCUGCAAAGUCUGAGGAAGAAGCCCAGAAACACAGACAAGAAUAUGAGGAGAUGGUGGCUCAGGCCAAGAAGAGAGAGCUGAAAGAGGCCCAGAAACGGAAGAAACAACUAGAGGACAGGUGUAAACAUGAGGAAAGCAUUGGCAAUGCUGCUCUCACCUGGAGUCAGGAGAUUUUACCCAACUGGCAAAGCAUGUGUUCAUCCAGGCGGGUGAGGGAUUUAUGGUGGCAGGGUCUGCCACCCAGUGUGAGGGGCAAAGUCUGGAGUUUAGCGAUAGGCAAUGAACUGAACAUCACAGAUGAGCUGUAUGAUAUCUGUUUGGCAAGAGCCAAAGAAAAGUGGAAUGCCUUCGUUGCCCCAACGGCUGCUGCAGAAACAGAGAAUGAAGGUGAUUGAUUGUCUCAUGCUGAUCGAGAGGCCAGUCUUGAACUGAUCAAAUUAGACAUUUCCAGAACCUUUCCCAGUCUCUGUAUUUUUCAGCAGGGAGGCCCAUACCAUGAUGUAUUACACAGCAUUCUGGGAGCUUACACUUGCUAUCGUCCGGAUGUAGGAUAUGUGCAGGGAAUGUCCUUUAUAGCAGCAGUGUUGAUUCUCAACAUGGACACUGCUGAUGCCUUCAUUGCAUUUGCCAAUUUGUUGAACAAGCCUUGUCAAAUGGCUUUCUACAGAGUGGACCACAGCCUUAUGUUGACAUACUUUGCAGCAUUUGAAGUGUUCUUUGAAGAAAAUCUACCCAAGCUCUUUGUACACUUUAAAAAUAACAGCCUGUCCUCUGAUAUUUAUUUAAUUGACUGGAUCUUCACCUUGUACAGUAAAUCUCUCCCGCUGGACAUUGCGUGUCGAGUGUGGGAUGUGUUCUGUCGUGAUGGCGAGGAAUUUCUCUUCCGCACAGCUCUGGGGAUUCUGCGUCUUUACGAGGACAUCCUCACACACAUGGACUUCAUCCACAUCGCUCAGUUCCUGACGCGCCUGCCGGACGACAUCUCUGCUGACGAGAUCUUCUCCAGCAUAACCACCAUCAACAUGAACAGCAAGAACAAGAAAUGGGCUCAAGUUCUUCAGGCUUUGCAGAAAGGACAAGACCGGGGCAGUCCACUACUGAAACACUAAGGAUGCAUCCUCAUGUCUUCUCUUCCACCUCACAGAGACGAAGAGAGAAACUCUUGUUGACCCUGCAUACCUCUGGUACCACAUCAGAAAAUCUCAGUUCCAGUCAUACAUGUCUAGUCCCAUACAAACUGAUGCGUGGGAAUACUAACUGACCUCACAGGGCUGGAACGGAGGCAACACAUCACGUGAAUGUACACUCCCAACUCACAAUGAGUGUGGCAGUGUGUGAGUUUUUGAAGAUCUAAAUGAUUUAAUGUCUCUGUCCUUUCAUUACUUUCAACCUUCACUCUUUCUCUUCUGCUUUAUCCCUCAGCUUAAACAAGGCAUUUCCAUUCACGCAAAAUACAAUAAUAGAGAUUUUGCUGUGGUUUCUGAGAUGGAAGCAUAUUGACUUGAAAUGAGAUUGUUGACAGUCUAACUGUACUUUUUUCUUGGUGGACUCUGAGUAUCCUUCAAAAUCCUGGAAUCUCAAAUGUAGUGUUAGUUUAAAUAACUAGAAUUGCACAAGUCAUGACGAGUUUUUGUUUGCUAGGAUUCAAAGUUAGUGAAUUCCAACAUUGUUUCUAAGACCUUUUGUAUACUUUCAGUUUAAGUUUCUUUUUAAAGAACUAUUAUUUAUUAUUCCUCUUAUUCCCUGUAAUCUGUAUUUCUGUUCUCUGUAUUACAAAUGUCUUUAUUCAGAGAUUUGAGUGAACACUGUUUGUGGAAUUGUUACUGGAUUCUCGCUCCCCUUUUUUCUCUCUCUCUCAUUUAUUUAUAUAUUUUUAUAUAGGAAGUGUUAUGCCAGUCUUAAACCAAACAUGCUGAAAUACUAGCAUUUCAGUUCAUGCCUACAGAACAAGGAUUUUAGCAUAAUGUAUGUGGCUUUGACAGUUUGGUGCAGCUUGGGUCUCAUGGUGGUUGAAGUGUUGAAAAGAAGCUAGGUUGACUGUGUUCAUAGAUGGUGGUGGUUUUCUGUCAUACGGCUCAUCUCAGCAUUAUGCUUGGUGUUACAUUUUGCAGUAAAUUAUUCUUGGCGCUCAACACUUCAUCAAAUUGAGAUUAAAAUCAGACAAAAUCUUAUUAUUCAGAAUCUAUGAAAUACCAUGCAGUAAUACUUCCUAUUCUUUACUUGUUUCAUGCAAACAUGCAGUUAACUGGCCUAAAAAGUUUAGAGGAG